This is a messenger RNA of Vicia faba (fava bean), 1311 nucleotides long. The record is from the annotation of a GenBank genome assembly. Lineage: Eukaryota; Viridiplantae; Streptophyta; Magnoliopsida; Fabales; Fabaceae.
AUGGUGUUUCCACAACAAGAGCAAGAGAGUCUUGUCUAUGAUGUAAGACUAUCUUCCGUUGGGCCUGGUCGAAUUAGCGGAUCAGAUGUUUUUCACUAUCUCGGUGGUCUCGACCUGGCCAUGAAACUUCAUUAUCUUAAGGUGGUUUACCUAUUUGACUCUGAGGCGGCACAAGGUCUAACUAUUAUGAAAAUAAAAGAGUCGUUGUUUAUUUUGUUCAACCAUUAUUUCAUCACGUGUGGCCGAUUUCGACGAUCGGAGUCCGGGCAACCAUAUAUCAAAUGUAAUGAUUGUGGAGUAAGAUUUGCUGAGGCUAAAUGCACUAAAACUUUACAAGAAUGGCUUCAUAUGAAGGAUUGGUCUUCCUACAAGUUGCUCGUUCCUCAACAAGUUCUUGGACCAGAAUUAUCUUUUUCACCUCCUCUUUUGUUGCAGGUAACUCAGUUUAAGUGUGGUGGGGUUGCAUUGGGCCUUAGUUGGGCGCAUGUACUAGGAGACCCACAUUCAACUUCAGAUUUCAUCAAUAAAUGGGGCCAGUUCUUAAACAAUUUGAGCCUAAAAAUGCCCUACAACAUUCCAAGAUCCAUUCCAACAAUCCUAAAAUCAGAAAGACCCGAAAAAGAUCCAGUUUCGAUUAAAUGGGUUGACCCGAUUGGCGAUCAUUGGAUCCCGGCCAACAACAAAAAAAUGGACACAUUCUCGUUUCACAUAACUACCUUGCAAAUGAACAACUUGCAAGAACAAAUUUGGGGUCCGGGUGUUGAGAAAACCCCUUCUUUUGAAUCUCUAUGCGCAAUAAUUUGGCGUUGUAUUGCCAAAGUUCGAGAAGAAUCUGAACCCACUACCGUGACUGUUUGUCGAGCCGAUCCUAAUGGUAGAGGCAAUGAUAUAAUUGGAAAUGACCAAUUGAUAUCCAAGGUUGAGGCCGGAAAAGAUUGUUCUAUUAUUAACACAAAUUUGAAAACUUUGGCUAGGUUACUUGUGGAACAAGGUAUUGAUGAGAGAAAACAAAUUGAGGAAAUUGUUGAAAAAGAUCAAGGUGUGACAGAUUUAAUUGUCUAUGGUGCAAAUUUGACAUUUCUUAACUUAGAAGAUGUCAAUGUUUAUGACUUUAAAUUGAGGGGAAAAAAACCAAGAUUUGUUUACUACACACUUCAAGGGGUUGGAGAUGAAGGUGUUGUUUUGGUGCUUCCUAGGUCAAAAGGUCCUAACAAAAAUGAUAAUGAUGGAAACUUUGUGACCAUUAUAAUGCCAGAAGAUGAAAUUGUGAAAAUUAAAGAUGAGCUUAAGAUGAAUGGUGUUAAUACUUGA